Gambusia affinis (western mosquitofish) is the source of this 1800-nucleotide messenger RNA. It is a transcript of the gene dnajb14, whose product is annotated as DnaJ heat shock protein family (Hsp40) member B14. Lineage: Eukaryota; Metazoa; Chordata; Actinopteri; Cyprinodontiformes; Poeciliidae. Gene Ontology annotation, molecular function: Hsp70 protein binding. The transcript has 8 exons. Gene Ontology annotation, biological process: cellular response to misfolded protein. The record is from RefSeq and is a predicted model, not a curated record. Bases 95 to 1219 code for a protein of 374 amino acids. Gene Ontology annotation, cellular component: endoplasmic reticulum membrane.
GAUCGUCAGAACACCGCCUCAGCGUACCUGUCAGUGACCACGUGGUUUGAGCUAAUCAGCUGACUGCCGGGGGAGGAGGAAGAGGAAAAAGAAGAUGGAAGGGAACAGAGACGAAGCCGAGAAAUGUAUAAACAUCGCCACAAAAGCCCUGGAAGCAGGAGACAAAGAUAAAGCCUUUAAGUUUCUCAACAAAGCGGAGAAACUGUACCCGACCGACAGAGCUAAAGCUCUGUUGGACGCGUUAACGAAGAAUGGGAGCUCGGCGGGUAACGGCGCGUUUCGCCGGCGGCCCAAAGAUCGCUCGGAAACGUCGCAGGCGGGAGGACAGAGUCAGGAACCGGUGGGAGGCGACUCCAAAAGCUUCACAGACGAUCAGGUGGAGGGCGUCCGCAGAAUAAAGCGUUGUAAGGAUUAUUACGAAGUUCUGGGUGUGAACAAAGAAGCCGGAGACGACGACCUGAAGAAGGCGUACAGGAAGCUCGCUCUCAAGUUCCACCCAGACAAAAACCACGCGCCGGGAGCAACGGAGGCCUUUAAAAAGAUUGGGAAUGCUUAUGCGGUUCUGAGCAAUCCGGCAAAGCGGCGGCAGUACGACGUGACGGGCGGGGAGGAGCCCAGCAGCCCGAGCCAAUCCCAUGGCGGCGGCUUCGACUUCCACCGGGGCUUCGAGGCCGACGUCACGCCUGAAGACCUCUUCAACAUGUUCUUCGGCGGCGGCUUCCCGUCCUCCAGCGCCCACACGUUCACCAACGGCAGGACGAGUUACAGCCAUCACAACGACCGCCAGGAGCGGACCGAGGAGCGAGGAGACGGCGGCUUCUCGAUGUUCAUCCAGCUGAUGCCCAUCGUGGUUCUGAUUUUAGUGUCGAUUCUGAGCCAGAUGAUGGUUUCCCCUCCGCCGUACAGCCUCUACUCCAGACCGUCGACGGGUCAGACCGUGAAGAGGCAGACAGACAACCUGCGUGUCGAUUAUUACGUCACUCGGGAUUUCAAGUCGGAGUUUAAAGGCUCGGCUCUGCAGCAAAUAGAGAAAAACGUAGAAGAAGAUUACGUGACGAACGUCAGGAACACCUGCUGGAAGGAGAGACAGACGAAAACGGACCUGCUUUACGCGGCGAAGGUCUACAGAGACGACCGCAUGCGGAAGAAGGCGGAGCUUAUGACAAUGGAGAACUGCAAGGAGCUGGACAGACUAAACAACCUGUUCCGAGGCGGAUGAGAUUGUAGAAAAUGUUAAUAUAUGAAUAGAUGUAUACAUUUGUUUUUUUUUUAACAGAGAGGCUUUACGAUAGAAGCAAAAAAUUAUUAAAUUAUUUAAGGUUAAAAAGCAUCUUAUUCUUUGCGAACGGCUCGUCCUCCUCAUUCCAGCCUGAUCCCAGGAAUCUGCUUGUUGCAUCGUAACGAACUGGUCUGCAUACCGACCAAAACUCCAGACUUAUUUUUAUUGAGCCAGAAGGACCCGGACGCCUGGUUGUAGAUUUAACAGUGAGAUUUCGGCAUCGUUUCUGAAACGUUCUUCACUGACAUUCAUAUCAUGAAGGAGCAACAGAGUCUGGAUGGAUUUUUUUGUUGUUUUGUUUUUAUGUGAAGGAAAUUAAUUAUUUGGAUUUUCUUCUGAACAAUUGAAUUCAGGUUGAAAGUGGAAAUCGACGCACAUCAACAUCUUCAUCCAUUAAUGGUUGUACACUUUCAUUUUUGAAUGUUUAAAAGUUUUGGCACUUAUUUAAGUAAGUCUAGAAGAAACUAAUUUCCUCUUCAGUGCUGGCCUGAUCAUUUAAAUAAAGUCAAACUGGUACUGUA